AUGACUUUGUAUCCUCUGCAAAUUGCUGGACUGAUUCUUGGAUUCCUUGGAAUGGUGGGGACUAUUGCUACAACUCUACUGCCUCAAUGGAGAGUAUCUGCCUUCAUUGGCAGCAACAUUGUGAUAUUUGAAAGGAUCUGGGAAGGACUUUGGAUGAACUGUAUCCAACAAGCACAUAUUAGGUGGCAGUGCAAAUAUUAUAGCUCUCUUUUGGCUCUCCCACCUGAUUUAGAGGCAGCCCGGGCACUGAUGUGUGUGGCAAGUGCUUUGUCCUUGAUUGCCCUGCUUGUUGGCAUUUUUAGCACAAAGCAAGCCCGCUGCAUUGGAUCUAAUGAACAAGUCAAGGCUUAUCUCCUGGGAGCAUCUGGAGUCCUUUUUAUUCUGACAGGUAUCAUCAUUCUGAUUCCUGUAAGCUGGACAGCCAAUCUCAUCAUCAAGGACUUUUAUAAUCCAGCUAUUCAUGUAGGACAGAAACGAGAACUGGGUGCUGCACUCUUUCUUGGCUGGACAAGUUCAGCAGUUCUCCUUAUUGGAGGAUCUCUUCUCUGUAUUGUUUUUUUCUGCAAAAGAAGAAUCAGGAGGCACAGAUAUUCAUCACCAAGACACCGAGUGCAGUACAAACCUCAGCAUAAAAAUAUAAUGGCAAGUAAUACCUCUACCAGUUAUGUCUAG
Molecule: messenger RNA, 672 nt
Organism: Antechinus flavipes (yellow-footed antechinus)
Lineage: Eukaryota; Metazoa; Chordata; Mammalia; Dasyuromorphia; Dasyuridae
Gene: CLDN17
Product: claudin 17
Exons: 1
Coding region: 1-672 (223 amino acids)
Biological process (GO): bicellular tight junction assembly; cell adhesion
Cellular component (GO): bicellular tight junction; plasma membrane
Molecular function (GO): structural molecule activity
Source: RefSeq, a predicted model, not a curated record